Molecule: messenger RNA, 720 nt
Organism: Eruca vesicaria subsp. sativa (arugula)
Lineage: Eukaryota; Viridiplantae; Streptophyta; Magnoliopsida; Brassicales; Brassicaceae
Source: the annotation of a GenBank genome assembly
GGCAAUUGUACAAGUUGAAACAGAUUACUGAAAUGUUUGAGAUUUGAGACAUCAAUUGAAUCCACAAACUUGAGAUUUUAAUCACCUCUCUGUUUCUGAAAUGAAUUUCAACAUAGUCAAGAUAACCAACGAGGAAAUGAACAUACCACAAAAAGAUUUCUCAAACAUGAAUGUAGAAAUCUAACCUUGGGUUUUUAUAAUGGGCCGAGUAAUAAUAAUAAAUCUAAUGGCCCAAAAUUGAAUUUUCCGGUUUUAUCUUUAAACCGAUUUCGAUUUUAAUAUUUUAAAUCUCAACUAUUUCUCCCUUCUUCCUCGUUUGUUGAGAUCAGAUAGAGGAUCUUUAGGUGUGUGUCAUGGAUUGGCAAGGGCAGAAAGUGGUGGAGCAGGUGAUGCAGAUCUUACUGGUGAUCUGCGGCGUCGUGGCGGUGGUUGUUGGCUACGCGACGGAGUCGUUCAGGAUGAUGAUGAUGAUCUACGCAGGUGGUGUGGUUCUCGCGACUCUGGUGACUGUACCUGAUUGGCCAUUCUACAAUCAUCAUCCCCUGAAAUGGUUAGAUCCCAGCGAAGCCGAUAAGCAUCCCAAACCACAAGUCGCCGCCGUUGCUUCCAAGAAGAAAUCUCUUAAGAAAUAGAUCUGAUUUGAAUCUCUCUCUCUCUAGCUGUUGUUGUCUUUCAGAUAUUUUCUGGAUUUGCCAAGUCUUAUGAUGAAUUCAAUGUUCU